GACAGGCAGAGACAGACGGGGACUCACUUGGACAGACAAGCAGAGACAGACAGGGGCUAACUUGGACAGACAAGCAGAGACAGACGGGGACUCACUUGGAUUGGACAGACAGAGACGCUCCCAUGGACCUGCUGGUGGUGUGGCUGGCUACGGUGGCUCUGUGUCUUCCCUCUCUCACGCAAUGCAACCCGCUCUAUGUGAUGUCAGCUCCUAACCUCCUGAGGGUGGGCGGCCCAGAGAAGGUGUUUGUGGAGGCCCAGGACUACACUGGUAAUGCCUUUGACGUCACGGUGACGGUGAAAGACUACCCGCGCAGGGCCAGGGACCUUGCCCACACGACUGUGCACCUCAGCCCGGACAACGACAAUCAAGCACUGGCAGUAAUUACAAUCCAAACUGGAAAUGGUGUCUUUGUGGAAGACGACACCCUGAACCAGUACGUCUACCUGCAAGCCCAGUUCCCAGGCCACCUGCUGGAGAGAGUGGUGCUGGUCUCCUUCCAGUCUGGAUACAUCUUUGUGCAGACAGACAAGACCAUAUACACACCUUCAAGCACAGUUCUGUACAGAAUCUAUGCCCUGGGUCUUUCUCUGAAGCCUUCAGAAGAGCCGAUUACCGUGGACGUUAUGAACCCUGAGGGAAUUGUGGUACAUCAGGAGGCUUUAACCCCACACAAAGGCAUUUGCUCUGGAGAGUACAAAGUCCCGACCUUCAGCAGCACCGGGACAUGGAAAAUUGUAACAAGAUUUAGGAGCACACCACAGAGGAACUUGUCUUAUGACUUUGAUGUGGAGCACUAUGUUUUACCCCGAAUCGAGGUCACUUUGACGCCACAAAAGCCCUACUUUUACAUUGAUGACGAGGAGCUAAUAGUGAAUAUCAGUGCCAGGUACAUGGAUAGGAUGGACGUGACAGGAGUUGGGUUUGUGGUGUUUGCGGUGCAAGGAGUUGGGACAGACACGAGGCAAGUGGGCUCCAUUCAGAGAGUGAAGAUUAAGGGGGGGAGGGGACAUGCUGUGCUGGAGAGGGACCACCUGCGGCAGACGGUCCCAGACACCACUGACAUCUUCCAGCUGACGGGAGCCUCAUUAUCUGUGAAUGUCACUGUUUUAACUCAAACAGGCCAUGAAAUGUCAGAGGCCAACAUCGGCGGCAUUCAGAUCGUCACGUCUCCAUACACCAUUCACUUCCACAGGACCCCCAAGUACUUCAAGCCAGGGAUGCCCUUCACAUGUCUGAUUUCCGUGGCCAAUCCCGAUGGCUCACCAGCAGGGGGCGUCCAAGUGGAGGUGGCGGAGGGGAAGGCAUCAGCAGUCAGUGGCCUCACAGAAAGCAAUGGCCUGGUGAAACUAACAGUCAAUACUGACACUAAAGACACUGCACUGCUGAUCAGCGUGAAGACCAAGGAUCCUGGUCUCACCGAUGCUCGUCAGGCUAGACAGUCCAUGACAGCGUUGUCUUAUGAGACCAAGGGAGGAUCCAAGAACUAUCUGCACAUUGGUGUGGAUGCAACAGAGCUGGCUAAAGGAGAUCAGAUCAAGGUCAACCUGAAUGUAGGAGGAAGCCCUGGAGAACAGAAUCAAGACUUCACUUGUCUAAUUCUGAACAAAGGACAGUUGGUGCGUGCUGAGAGGAUAAAGAGACAGGGCCAGACUCUAGUGUCUUUGUCCUUACCGGUAACCAAGGACAUGGUCCCCUCCUUCCGUAUCGUGGCGUACUACCAUGUGGGCUCAUCUGAGGUGGUGUCUGACUCAGUCUGGGUGGAUGUGAAGGACACCUGCAUGGGGACGGUGAAAGUGGAAGUAUCUCACCACAUGUACUCCCCCCACCAGCCCUUCAGUCUGAAGAUCACUGGAGACCCUGGGGCCAGAGUGGGUCUGGUGGCUGUGGAUAAAGGAGUCUACGUCCUCAACAACAAGCACAGACUCACCCAGAGCAAGAUAUGGGACGUUGUUGAGAGAUUCGACACUGGCUGCACAGCAGGUAGUGGUAGAGACAGUAUGGGAGUUUUCUCUGAUGCUGGGCUGGUGUUUGAGUCAAGCACUGCAGGAGGAACUGAUACCAGGACAGCUCCUCACUGUCCCUCUCAUGAAAGAAGACAACGUUCGCUCAAAGGUGAUUUGGAGGGACGUUUUGAUGAUGUAGUGUCACGCUCCAAUUUCCAAGAGAGCUUUCUUUGGUACGUGGAGCAGCUCCCUACAUGCGGAGACGGUGAUAAACAUUGCACCAGUGCGUCCAUCAGUAAGAAUGGCUUUGUGACCGGAGCCAUCACUAGCUGGGCCAUCUCAGCUAUCAGCCUCUCUGAAGACAGUGGUAUUUGUGUAGCUAACUCCCUGGACAUAGGCAGUACCAAGCACUUCUCCUUGGACUUGAAGGUGCCAUACUAUUCCAAAUGCAAUGAGCAGCUGGAGAUUCUAGCCAUUCUGCACAACCAUGACGACGAUGACAUUAAGGUGGUUCCCAUUCUAUUGGCAACUAAAAACUGUGGGUUAACAACCGUGCUUUAUCAGGUGUUCUUGAAGUUAGUGGAGACAAGAAGAAUCUGCAGCUUGGCUACAGACAGGGCUGGAUACCUCACCACAGUGGAUGUGAGAGCCAGGACUGCCCGUGCCGUGCCCUUUGUCAUCGUCCCCAUGGAGACAGGAAAGCAGACCAUUGAGGUGAUGGCGGUGUCCGACAACUUCAGGCACAUUGACGGUGUGAGAAGAGACAUCAAUGUCCUGCCAGUGGGAGUUCUGAGAAACAGAGUUUUGAACCUGGACCUGAACCCCUCCAACUCUGGGGGUAUCCUGACAUCUGUGAUAGGACCAGAACUGACAGCUGUGUAUGACAGAAUACCAAAUAUGCCCGUUCAUCAUCUGAUUACAGCACAAGCCCACCGCCUGAUUACCCAAAUGGAGCCGGUCCUAAGAGAGGGGUCUCUCGCGCCUCUCCUCAGACAGCCUGGCCUGGGCGGAGGGGAACAGGACCUGAUCACCCUGACAACGGCCCUUAUUGCCACUUACUACUUGGACCGAACUCAGCAGAGGAUGGAGAAGAGAGCCGAGGCAAUGAGGACUAUCAAUAUGGGAUACCAGAAGCUGCUCACUUAUCAAAAACAGGAUGGGUCAUACAGUGUUUUUAAGACCACGCGAAGCAGCACUUGGCUGACUGCUUAUAUGGCUAAAGUCUUCUCUAUGGCCAGAGGCAUCAUCAGCACUGAUGGGAACGUGAUCUGCAGGGCGCUGUUAUGGCUGGCCGUGAACACACAGAAUCCAGACGGAAGCUUCCGAGAGCUGUCUCCUGUUCCAUACACUGUCUCCAGCACUGGGAAUGUGUACGGCAAAGACAAGGAUGCCUCCAUGACUGCUUUCGUGCUGAUUGCCAUGCAGGAGAGUUCCUCGGUACCCUGUACUGAGAAGAGGAUUUCUAACAGUAUCAUGAGGGCCCUCGACUACCUGGUCCUUAGGAUCUACACAAUGACCAAUCCCUAUGCGGUUGCAAUGGUGUCAUAUGCCCUUGCUAAUGCUGGCCUCCUGAGGAAGGAUGUCCUCCUGAGUCACGCCUCGGCAGCUGGUUUCAACUGGCCAGUCCCAGGCAACCAUCUCUUCACUCUGGAGGCCACAGCUAAUGCCCUGCUGGCCCUGGUCAAGGCCAGGGAGUUUGAGAAGGCAGGGCCCAUCGUGAAGUGGCUGAACAAACAGCAGAAACAUGGAGGAGGCUAUGGAUCCACACAGGCCACCCUGAUGGUGUACCAGGCGCUGGCGGAGUACACAGCCCAGGGCCGGCAGCAGCAGAUGGGCAGCUCUCUGGAGGUCACCCUCAACAUGGCCGAGCGCACGAAACCCCUCGUCUGGACUUUCACGAGGGCAAACGAUCUCGUGCAACGCUCUGUCAAGGUCAGCCUGGACCAAAAUAUGACAGUAACUGCCAGAGGAAAUGGACGAGGGUCUCUUUCUGUGAUGACAAUGUACUAUUCUUUACCAAGGAGUCAGGAAGAAGCAUGCCGCAAGUUUAGACUGGAUGUGUCUUUCCAGAAACUACCUCAAGGUUCUCAUGAAGGGGCAUCGGAGAUCCAUUUACUCACUAUUGAUGUCUCCUUCCUGUCCAAAGAUGGUAGUUCCACCACAGCAAUCUUGAAUAUUGGGAUUCUGACUGGAUAUGUUUUAGACAAAGAAGACAUGAAGAAGCUGUCUACAGGGAAUACUCAGGAGAUGGAUGCGAAGUCACCUUCACAGGGAAACAUCGUCAUGUAUCUUAAUGAGAUCUCUAAUCGGACGCCAGAGAGGAUUACUGUUCGGAUGCAUAGAGUGGUUAACGUGGGGCUGCUCCAGCCUGCUGGGGUAUCUGUGCGGGAAUACAACUCACGGGAAGAGUGUUCGAAGUUCUACCACCCCCUGAAGCCAGAUGGCGCUCUUGGCUUGAUUUGUCAGCAGCAGGUCUGCAAAUGUGCUGAAGAAAGCUGUGGUGUGCAGAUGAAGCAGGUGACAGAGAAUGUGUCCCGAAAUGAUGUGGCUUGUAGGCAGUUCCGAGAUCAUGUGUACAAGGUCACCGUGGAGGCUGUGCAUCUCUCAAGCUGGGUUGACACCUAUCACAUGAGAGUAAAACAGGUGGUCAAACAAGGCACGGACAGAGUCACAGAGGAGGAUCUCUGUCAGUUCCUGUCUCUCCCUCAGUGUAGAGAGGGGUUGGAUCUGAUAGAGGGCAGAACAUACCUGAUCAUCGGCUCUUUAGCCAAUCUCAUGAGAGCGCAUGAACGGUACCAGUAUGUGCUGAGCAAACACACCUGGAUUGAGUACUGGCCCACCGACAGCGAGGGAAAGACUCCUGAGUUCAGGUCCAAAUACAUGGCCAUUCAACAAUUUGCUGAAGAACUCAGAAAAAUUGGAUGCCAGUUGUGAAAUUUUUAUUUGAACACCAUUGCUAAUCCAAGAUGCACAGUAAAAAAAAAAAAAAAACAUGGUCAAAAUCACAGUGCUGAUGUAUUUUGCUAACUAAUUUUAUUAACAUUGAUAACAUAACAAGCUCCAGUGACGGCUCUCAGUUUUUGUAAAUAAUUCAAAUAAUAUAAUGAUAUUUACCAUUA
Messenger RNA from Clupea harengus (Atlantic herring), 5065 nucleotides. RefSeq names its product complement C3-like. The transcript is spliced from 40 exons. Gene Ontology annotation, cellular component: extracellular region. NCBI's taxonomy places the organism in Eukaryota, Metazoa, Chordata, Actinopteri, Clupeiformes, Clupeidae. The record is from RefSeq and is a predicted model, not a curated record. Gene Ontology annotation, molecular function: protein binding; endopeptidase inhibitor activity. The coding region runs from base 123 to 4880 and encodes 1585 amino acids.